Carcharodon carcharias (great white shark) is the source of this 2599-nucleotide messenger RNA. RefSeq names its product mitochondrial ribosomal protein L10 (gene mrpl10). Gene Ontology annotation, biological process: translation. The record is from RefSeq and is a predicted model, not a curated record. The coding region runs from base 39 to 818 and encodes 259 amino acids. Lineage: Eukaryota; Metazoa; Chordata; Chondrichthyes; Lamniformes; Lamnidae. Gene Ontology annotation, cellular component: mitochondrial large ribosomal subunit. The transcript is spliced from 5 exons. Gene Ontology annotation, molecular function: structural constituent of ribosome.
CCAAUCGGGUGCCGGUUUGCUGCGGGGUGCUGGUGAAGAUGGCGGCGCUGUGCGGGCGGCUGCUGCGCUCCGGAGGGUGGUUUCCGCCCCAGCAGAUUGUUCGUCAUGGAUCCAAGGCCGUGACUCGUCACCGCAAACCCAUGCACUUCCUGCGUCAGAAGCUGCUGGCUGUCACACAAUACAUCCCGCCGAAGCCUGCCGUGCCAGAAAGAUGCAUCAAUCCAAGGAAGCGGGAAGUCCAAGAGCCAUCUGGUUUAGAAAAGCUCCUGCAGCGCGAUGUGGAAGUGACGUUCAGGGAGAAUAAAAUGAUUGCCGUUUUCCAGAGCAACUCCAUCACCUCCGAUGAGCUGAGGCUUCUUCGGCAUCGACUAUUGAAACACGACAUUCGCAUGAAAUUCUUCCCUAACCAGGUCAUGCGUUCAUAUCUAGCAGACACCAAGUACAAGAACCUGCUGCCCUUGUUUAUUGGUCACAAUAUCAUUGUUGUGAGUAAGGAGCCCAAAGCUAAAGAGCUCCUGAAGACCGUGCGCAGUACUACUCAGAUCAGUUUACUGGGGGCUUGUAUCGAAGAUGUACUUUUCAGCAGACAGGGAGUGGUUGACUACUCCAGGCUUCCAGGAAUGCAGAUCAUCCAAGGCGAGCUUGUGGGCGGCCUGACUCUUAUGACAUCUCAGACGUGCCAACUUCUACAGUCUGGCCCCAUGCACCUUGCUGCCCUAUUGGACCAGUACUUGAAACAGCAGAGUGAAGCUGCCGCUGGACUGAAGGAGACAGGGAACCUUGAGCAGGAGGGAAUACGGGGGAGUCAAGGAUCUUAGGACUGUUGGGCAUUAUCUGGGUGACAAAGUACUGUUCUCUCUGUUUAUUGGUUUAAAUGAAUUGAAGAAGAAAUAAAGCAGAGUGCUUGUUUAUGCUUGGGGACACAAAGGAUUGUUUAAUUCUUCGAAAGUAACAGUUUUUGCAGUACACAUUUCCCUCUUUCCAAAUGCAUUACUUUUAUCGUCUGUGCCAUUAUUAUUAAGAUUGACCUUCUUCAUUGAUAUAGAUUAAAACAGUUCCCAGAAUGUAUGAACAAAAGGCAAAGUUUGAAUAUAAUACAGUUAAAACUAAAUACAUGUUAUUAGCUCCCAUCUGCGUACGUUCAUUUUUCAGGUAUAACUUGAUCAGUGUUCCAGUCCCAAUUCAAAGAGGUCCAAUUGUGGAACUUGGCUCCACAAUUUACAUUGACUGGCUCUGCCAGUGUUAAUUUCCUCAGCUAUCUUGCUGUGGGAUGAAAAGAAAAGAAACUGAAAUUGUUGGAAAUGUACAAUCCAGCAUCUGUACCAGAACGUGAAUAUUUUUGUUUUGAAUUUUAUAAUGGAAUACUUCCCUCUCUCUCUCUCUCUCUCUCAGAGGAUUUCUGUGUAUUUUCCAGCAUUUUCUGUUUCUGUCCUAUUUAUGAUCCUGUUGGUCAAGGUGGGUGAGAUGUUAGGACACAAGUUAAGCAAAUGUGCUGGGCCAGCUUGUUUCACCACAUGUAUUCUGAAAUGACACUGUUGAAUUUUGCAUAGCCCAAUUGGAAUAAAAUACGAAAGCUAGAGAAUAUAACAAUCUUCUAAUACUGUUAAAUGUGUUGCAGACUAUCACUGCAAUCCAUGUUGGGCCUGGUUUGAUUGACAUUUUCAGAAUUUUGGAAGUGGAUUCUGUAUGGUAAUGCACAGCAGGUUUAAAAUACUAUAUAAGGCAAGCAGCAGUGCUGUAAGAUAAAAUAAUUUCUAUUAUGCACAUUAAUACAGUGGACUCCUGUGUACAUUUCAGUUUUACCAAUCAAAGAGUAGGACAUAGUUUGAUUCCUGCUCCAUGUUGAGUUUGCUGAUUUCAGCAGAGAUGUUAUAAUUGAAUUAAAUUUCUGCACUUGCCCCUCCCAGGCUAGAAGGAGAAAAAUGAGACACUGUUCUUGCUGGUGAUUUUUGUAUAUUAAGUCAUGCUCGUUAAGUGCCUAUGUAUGGAUGUCAUGUAACAAUAGUAAUCCACGACCUGCUGACACUCUCUUGACGUACACAGGAUAAAUGGCCACUUGGAACAGUGCUGCCAUUAGCUGAUGGUACAAGGUCGAGGGGACACAGGUUUAAAAUUUAGUGCAAGAAAUACAGGAGGGAAUGUGAGGAAGAAUUUUUUCACUCAGAGUGGUAAUGACCUGCACCUUGCUGCCUGCAAGAGUGGUGGAAGUGGAGAUGAUCAAUAAUUUCAAAAGGAAAUGUGAUAGGUGCUUGAGUGACAUAAACUUGCAGGACCACCAGGAUAGAGUGAGAGAAUGCAACUGACUGGAUUACUCUACCUGUACAUGCUCAGAUUUAGUUCUGGCAUGAGAUCUGAAUUCUAUACAUGAACUGGAAUUUGUGCCAUCCAUGUGAAAUAUGGAAGCUUGAAGGUCUACCGGAAGGCAAUCUGAUUCAUCAAAAAAGUUUGCUUUUCAGAUGUAGAAAAAUGCUCUUUAAAGAAUAUAUUAAUUUGUGGACUGAUUCUAUUCAAAUUAUUAUUUUAUUAAAUGUUAUGGUUUUUGUUGUGUUGACCUGUUUCUGUAUAAUUAUUUAACCUGUUAAUAAACCUGAUGAAAUAC